GCGCGGCUCUGUGCUGCGACAGAUUUCAUUCUGAGCAGGUCCUGGGGGAAGAGAAGGAAACCUGGAAGGGGAGAGGGGUGAACCAGCUGGAAAGCACCUCAGGAAGGAUGUGACUUAGUGCAGCUGCCGCCUUCUGACUGAGCUGCUGCCGGAGAGCAGCCGAGGGAGGAGGAGGAGGAGGAGGAGGAGGAGGAGGAGAUCAGGCUGGUGGGUCAGGUUUCCAUGCCCUGCACGUGGGGGUGCUGCGAGCUGUGCCUGCUCCAGCCACCGAGCGAGCUGGGAGCAUGGGGCAGGUGGCUUGGAAGGCUUUAUUUCUGUCUCUUUUCGAUUAUAAAACGGAGAAAUACGUCAUUGCAAAGAAUAAGAAGGUCGGGGUCCUCUACCGAGUGGUGCAGCUCUCCAUCCUGGCUUACCUGGUGGGGUGGGUGUUUGUGGUCAAGAAAGGCUACCAGGACACAGACACGUCCCUGCAGAGCUCUGUCAUCACCAAGCUGAAAGGGGUGGCCUUCACCAACACCUCGGAGCUGGGGGAGAGGAUUUGGGAUGUUGCAGACUAUGUCAUCCCUCCCCAGGGUGAAAGCGUCUUCUUUGUCAUGACAAAUCUGAUUGUGACCCCAAACCAGAGACAAGCCGUGUGUCCUGAGGUAGGAAGAACUGAGCCCCUUGACCCCCAGACCCCUGCAAAACCGGGGAUAAGAACUGACAGAGGACACUUCUGGAGCAACAAAGAAAGGAAGGAUGAAAGACAAAGUGCCAACAUUCCUGAUGCCCUGUGUGACAAGGACACGGACUGCCUGGAAGGGGAAGCAGUGGUGGCUGGCAAUGGGGUUAAGACUGGCCGUUGUUUGAAAGACAAGGGCAGCACCAGAGGGACUUGUGAGAUACUGGCCUGGUGCCCAGUGGAGAAAAGAUCCAAGCCCAAGAAACCACUGCUGGGCAGUGCAGAAAACUUCACUGUUUACAUCAAGAACUCCAUUCGCUUCCCCAAGUUUAAGUUCUCCAAGAUGAAUGUGCUGGCAACUGACAACGAGUCCUACCUGAAGACCUGUCGGUACAGCCAGGAGCAUCCCUACUGCCCCAUCUUCGUGCUGGGGAACAUCGUCCGCUGGGCUGGGGGCAACUUCCAGGAAAUGGCCUCAGAGGGUGGUGUGAUAGGAAUUCAGAUUGAAUGGAACUGUGAUCUUGAUAAAGCCCCUUCUGAAUGUAAUCCUCACUAUUCUUUUAGCCGGCUGGAUAACAAGUCUGCAGAAACCUCCAUCUCUUCUGGGUACAACUUCAGGUUUGCCAAGUAUUACCGGGAUGCUGAGGGGGUCGACUACCGGACGCUCAUUAAAGCGUACGGAAUCCGCUUCGAUGUGAUGGUGAAUGGCAAGGCAGGGAAAUUUAACAUCAUUCCCACCAUUAUCAACAUCAGCUCGGGGCUGGCACUCAUGGGAGCUGGAGCUUUCUUUUGUGACCUGGUGCUACUAUAUUUGAUUAAGAAGAGUAACUUUUAUCGAGGCAAAAAGUAUGAGGAAGUCAAGUCCAGCUCCAGGAAGUCCUUGUCGAGCCCUACGCUGAACGGGAAUCAGAGCCCAGAGCAGCUCGGUGAGCUCUAGGCACAGCAGUGGCUCUGCCAGCUGGACUCCUGCUCCAGGAAAUCCACACUGGUGUGGCACCACACCAGCACUGGGAGGUGGAUGUACCCCAGGUCAGGCCUACUAUGAUCAGGAUUCCCAGAGGACAAAACCUUCUUUAAAGACUGUCUUUCUUCCCAGAGAUUUCUCUGGUAGCCUGAGCUUGCAACGUGUUGUCACUAUGGAUUUAUAAAAGGAUUUUUAUAAAAGGACAAAGAAGGCACAAAAAUGAAUGUUUUUAUAUCCACUGAUAGAUAUAUCUGUACUUAUGCCAGUAGCCAGCAUUGUCCUGUGGCUGUGCUUUGCUUCCAUGUGGAGAAAAGCUGUGAUGGGAGCACUUUGGGAAGGGCUGAAGCUGAAACCCAACCUGUUUCCUGCUCUGCUGCCCUGGCAGCCACUGCCUCCAGCUCCUGCCUGGGUGAUGUGACAUCCGUUGUGAAGCAGCAGGACUGCUCUGCUCAGGAAGUGCAGGGAAAUGUGGCAUUGGAGCAGCUCUUGGGGCUGGGAAGGGGCUGUGAUCCUGCAGGGCCUGAGGCAGGGGGGCCCUGGAAGCACCUGCACAGCUUCUGCCUCCUUCCUUCAGUGCCUGGUUUCAUUUGCUCGGGACUGUCCUUGCUGUGUCACUGCCUGAUUCUGUGGUGGCAGAGCUGGAUGGACACUCAGUGCCUCUGUUUCUCACAGCACCCUGGGCUGUGCUGCACACUGAGAAGGGCAGCUGUGCCAGGGACAUGGGCUGGGCCAACCUCCUCCAAAUACACCAACAGCAGGGAAGUUAGAACAUAUCUGCCUGCUACUUCAACACCAGUGACCUCCAGGAAAUACAAGUGCUUGUCUCUCAGCAGCAUCACUCUCCUUGCAGCAUAUUUUGUCCAUUUAUCUCAUGUGGGGAGGUAAAUAAUCUCAGAAAAGGGCUUAAGGAAUAUGAUUGUGUUCUGUACAUGCUGCCCCAUCACCACUGACUGUGAGUUGUCCUGAUAAAGAUUAAAUGUUUUUGUGCAUGCUUUGAAUACCAAAAGUUACAGGGCUCCUUCUGCAGUGUCUGAGGGUGGCAUCAGGGAGCUGCUGCCAUCGAGCGUCUGCACAAAUGGCACCAGCAGCUGCACCCAGCUCUGCUGUAACUUAUUUAAAGUCGUUACUCUGAGGUACAGGUUCAUCCUAAAUUAAAAUUCACCUGUUAGCAGUGGCAAACUCUGAACCCAGCCACUGACAGCAAACCCCACCCAGUCUAGGUCCCCACCUCUACUUCUGUGUAGCGAGCAAAAAAAUGGGGCUAGAAAAUAGAAUUAAACAGUGGAGUUCAUUUAGGAUAAGCUGUAUACCUUUGGUGCUCUGAUCUCAUCCAAAACCUUCUCUCCAUGUCAGAAGUCUCUCUUCAAGGCAAACACAAGUCACCAUGUGGGGAACUGCACAAGAGUUACCACCAGGCUUUUGACUGUUAGGGUUAAUUAAAACUCUGUGUUUCACCAUCUAGAAGUUGUGUAAUUUCUAGAUGGUGAAACACAUGAAGAACCCCCCCAUGUGACAUCAGGGCCUGGCACAACUCCUGGCACCCAAGCAGCUCUUCCUGAUGUGCAGAGCUGACUGUGCUCUGCUGAAACCAUUGUUUUAACUUGCCAAAACAUCCUCCUGUGAGAUGACCAAAGCUAUUUCCUGAAUCCAAGUGUCCAGCCCCCCAGAUCCACUAAAAUGUUUCCUUUCUUUAGACUCUGUAACACAACUCCUACAAGCCCUGCUGUUAAUAAAACAUAACCAGAGUCCUUCUCAGGACUUGUUUCUUGACUUUGACUUUUUUUUUCUCCUUGUGUUUCUUGUUCAGCAAUAAAAUGUGUCACUU
This is a messenger RNA of Lonchura striata (white-rumped munia), 3450 nucleotides long. It is a transcript of the gene P2RX5, whose product is annotated as purinergic receptor P2X 5. Gene Ontology annotation, molecular function: ATP binding; purinergic nucleotide receptor activity; extracellularly ATP-gated monoatomic cation channel activity. Gene Ontology annotation, biological process: response to ATP; calcium ion transmembrane transport. NCBI's taxonomy places the organism in Eukaryota, Metazoa, Chordata, Aves, Passeriformes, Estrildidae. Gene Ontology annotation, cellular component: plasma membrane. The record is from RefSeq and is a predicted model, not a curated record.